Molecule: messenger RNA, 781 nt
Organism: Lycium ferocissimum
Lineage: Eukaryota; Viridiplantae; Streptophyta; Magnoliopsida; Solanales; Solanaceae
Exons: 5
Coding region: 202-573 (123 amino acids)
Source: RefSeq, a predicted model, not a curated record
CAAUCUUUAUUUCCAAACGCCCACUAAAUUUUCUUUUCUCAAUAGUGAUUCCUUCUUUUAGAAUUUUUGUCAAAAAAUAAAAGGUUUAAAAUUUAAGAAGCUAAGCCUGCUUUUAUUACUCCUCAGAAGAGGAGAAUACUGAAUGCUGUCAUCUACCGGAGCUUAAAAUCGUUACUUCCGUGCUCAUCGGCUCAAUAUAAAAUGUGGCGGCUGUAUGAAGGAUGGAACGAGAUUCUGAAGAUCCAAAAGUUCCGGAGAGUUGUGUCCUAUACUGGAUUCUAUUGCUUCGUUACACUCAUCACAUAUGGGUACACCAACAACACGACUAGAGCGGGGUACUCGAGAGCUGACCAAUUCUAUGCUUCUUAUCCAGCUGGAACAGAGCUCCUUACUGACACAGCUAAGUUAUAUAAAGCAGCAUUGGGGAAUGUUUUUGAAGAGGAAGAAUGGGGACCGGUCGAAUGGUGCGUCCUGGCUAAACAUUUUGAACGUCAAGGAAAAUCACCAUAUGCAUAUCACGCUCAAUACAUGGCACACCUUGCUUCUCAUGGACAGCUAGACGGAAGUGGCUAGCGAAAGGGUAGCAGCAGCAAACCAACGAUUGGACACCUCUCAUCUGCAUCUUGAGCAGGCUUAAAUCAAUGCACAAGAAGUUAAUUAUGCCGCUGUGGAUUCGUUGAUAGUAAUUUAACCUAUAAUUCUGUAACUUCUUGUGUCCUGACAUUUAUUGGCUUUACACUACACAAUCUCAACAACACAAAGAUGCUGAAAAUGUUAUAUU